AUGCGAAAUCGGCCGAACAUUCUCGUGACAGGCACCCCGGGAGUGGGUAAAACUACAUUUUGUCGCCAACUGGCGCAGGAGACGGGGAUGGACCAUGUGAAUGUGGGGCAGCUUAUCAAAGACGAGCGUUUGUUUACUGAAUGGGACGACGAAAAAAACUGUAGCAUAUUUGACGAGGACUUGGUGGUGAAUAGGCUUGAGGAUAUUGUCAGUGAGGGUAACAAAAUCAUUGACUUCCACUCCUGCGACUUCAUGCCGGAAGAGUGGUUCGACUUUGUGUACGUCCUGCGAGCUGAUACUGCAGUCCUGUACGAUCGUCUCGAAAAGCGUCACUAUAAAGAGGAGAAAAUCAGGGAAAACGUCGAGUGUGAGAUCUUCAGAGUCUUGCUUGAUGAGGCGAUUGAGGCAUUUGGUGAGGAGAAGGUGAAAGAGUUGCAAAGCGACAGUUUCAGCGACCUUUCUGACAACGUGGCCGCCGUUGCGGCUUUCGUGAACCAAUGGGUCGCUCCUUGA
Besnoitia besnoiti is the source of this 513-nucleotide messenger RNA. RefSeq names its product TAF9 RNA polymerase II, TATA box binding protein (TBP)-associated factor isoform 2 family protein. Gene Ontology annotation, molecular function: ATP binding; ATP hydrolysis activity; AMP kinase activity. The record is from RefSeq and is a predicted model, not a curated record. The transcript has a single exon. Bases 1 to 513 code for a protein of 170 amino acids. Lineage: Eukaryota; Apicomplexa; Conoidasida; Eucoccidiorida; Sarcocystidae. Gene Ontology annotation, cellular component: cytoplasm; nucleus.